AAAAUCUUUUCCAUUAUCUUUUCAUAGCCAUCAUUUCAAAAUGAACGUGACCAACAGCCCCAUCCCCUCCCGACAUUUCCCCAAAGAUGCAUCCCCAUCUCUCUCAGAGUUCAAAUCCCUCUGCUCGAGAAAUACUCAAAGCAAACAAUACCCCCUAGCGUCCUCCAUCCAAUCAAACAUCCCAAUCUACACUCUUCCCCCUUUCUCCUCCCUCACCCCCUCCCAAAUCUCCGCCCUCCAAGACGAAUGGCACCACAUCCUCCUCUCCGGCCCCGGCGUCUUCGUCACCAAAGCCACCCUCCCUAGACCCCUCAUAACCCAAACUAAUACCAUCUAUACCUCCAUUAUCGACGCCGAGCGCGCCACCGCAAAAGGCGACCAUUUCUCCUCCGCCGGCAACAAUAGCCGCAUCUGGAACUCCUUCAGCAAACACGCCCUCGCCGACCCAGCCAGCUUCGUCGCCUACUACUCCUCCCCUUGGCUCUCCGCUAUCAGCGCCGCUUGGCUAGGUCCCGCCUACCGCAUCACCGCCCAAGUCAACCUCGUGUGUCCCGGCGGCGCGGCGCAGGUCGGCCACUGCGACUACCAUCUCGGCUUCCAAACCGCGGAGGCUACUGCCGCGUACCCAAAGGUUACGCAGAUCGCGACGCAGCUGCUGACGCUGCAGGGCGCGGUCGCGCACUCGGAUAUGCCGCUUGCGAGCGGGCCGACGCGGUUCUUGCGGUUUAGCCAGGCGUUUGAGGCUGGGUAUGUGGUGUACCGGAUGCCUGAGUUCCAAGAGUUCUUUCAGCAGAACUUCGUUAGUGUGCCAUUAGAAAUGGGUGAUGGGGUGUGGUUCAACCCGGCGCUGUUCCAUGCGGCGGGGGAGAACACGACGAGUGAUGUGGAGCGCUGCGCGAAUCUGCUGCAGGUGAGUAGUGCGUUUGGGCGGACGAUGGAGAGUGUGGAUGCGGUGCCGUUGGUGGAGAAAUGCUGGGGGAAGUUGGUAGAGAUGUUUAAGGGGAGGGAUGGAGUGCAAAGGCAGAAGCCUUGGUGAGAGCGCUGGGGGACGGAUAUCCGUUUCCGACGAAUUUGGAUCGGAGACCACCGCAGCCGGGGGGUAUGGCGCCAGAGAGUGAGCAGGAUGUAUUGAGGAGGGGCCUGAGGGAUGGAUUAGAUGUGAAGAGUGUUUUGAGGGAGUUAGAGACGAUGAGGGAGGAACCGAAAGCGUGAGAGGUUGAUGUAAAGCCAGAUAUUGAACGUCUACAAACGUUGUGUGCGACUAAAGGAGUAUCAAUAUGACACAGG
Molecule: messenger RNA, 1287 nt
Organism: Mytilinidion resinicola
Lineage: Eukaryota; Fungi; Ascomycota; Dothideomycetes; Mytilinidiales; Mytilinidiaceae
Exons: 1
Coding region: 41-1036 (331 amino acids)
Biological process (GO): fatty acid alpha-oxidation
Molecular function (GO): phytanoyl-CoA dioxygenase activity
Source: RefSeq, a predicted model, not a curated record